Molecule: messenger RNA, 4282 nt
Organism: Drosophila biarmipes
Lineage: Eukaryota; Metazoa; Arthropoda; Insecta; Diptera; Drosophilidae
Exons: 6
Coding region: 350-1144 (264 amino acids)
Cellular component (GO): membrane
Source: RefSeq, a predicted model, not a curated record
UGGCUCUUGACUCUCGGUGGCUCUGCCCGGAAUCAGACCCGGAAUCGGAAGCCCAGUCCGCAACCGAAACCGAAUCCGAACCGAAAUCGGAAUCUAGCCCGGAUUGUGAUUCAGACUGACAGAGAUAUUUUUAGUGCUUGCGUGCGAAAUUUUGUUGGUGUCAAAGUUUAACAUUUUACGUGAAAUUACACAACACACACACACACGAGCGAGUGAGAAGAAGCAGCAGCAGCAGCAGCAGCAGCAACACUAGAAGAAUAGUUGCAACAGCAACAGCAACAGCAACAUUUGCUGCAAGUGCAGCUCCCACAGCCGUCGCCGCCGCCAAGUUCAAAAUCAACGCCUGACAAUGACAAAGGCAGCAAAGUGGCGCCCACCAAGCCCGAAGAUACCAGCAAUAGGAGCAACAACAACAGCUGGAACGGCUGCAACAACAGGAGCAGCAACAUCAGCAGCAGCAACAACAAGGACGGCAGCAACGGCAGCAACAUCGGCAGCUGCAGCAGCAGCAACUGCAACUAAAGCAAUAACAACCAAUGGGCCCGAAGCGACAUGGCGACGGCAACGAGGCUGCACACCAGCAACACCAAGCAUGCUGAAGCAGCAGCAGCUGCAGCAAUUGCAACUGCAACUGCAACAGCAACAACCGUACUUGCAACGCCUGAAGGCGGCCGGUGGACUGGGGGCGUGGCUGCCAUCGAUGACGUCGUCGAUGUGGCUGCCAACCGACUCCUUGGCCCAGCUGAUCCUGGCCCUCUGCCUGCUGGGCUGCCUCAGCCCCUUUACAGCUGCACUCGAGGAGGACUGCGUUGACUUUCAGGGCAACAAGGUGAACCACGGAAUGCUCUACGUGCCCGGACCCGGGGUCUGUAGCCUCUGCGUCUGCUACCACUCCGAGCCACUCUGGUGCAAGGCCAUCUACUGCGAUCCGCCCUACUUUUGCAAAAACUUUCGAGUUGGCGAACGCUGCUGUGAGUUCGAGUGCUUGGAUCCGCCCGGCGAGGACAAACUGUACCAGGAACGUAUGCGAAAGCGGGCCGAGAUAUUGGCCGGCAACAGUACAGCCUCGAAUGUGCAACUGGCCCCGAUGGCCAUGUCCACCAUAAUGCUGGGAUUCCUGGGCAACAGCUUCCUGAACUUAUAACUUGAAGUCAAAUAGCAAGAGAUGGAGAUCCAUGCAAGGCGAAGCUAAGCGAACCUACCUUAAAUUUUGUUGCUCCUAAAGCGUAGGACUCUCUCGAAAAUUAUUACAGUGUAAUAAGCAAAAAAAAAAGCAAACAAAAAGCCAGGCCAGAUAUUUGUAGCUAACUAUCUGAGCAUUAAUUUAGAGGAUGCAAAAGGCAUAGGUUUUCACUUAUAUCCCCAGACAUAUAAUAGGUACAAUAAUGAUUUCAAGGGACAUGGAACUGGAAAGUUAAGGGCAAGCAAAAAGUUCAGGCACCUCAAUUGCAGAAAACAUUUUCGAGUACUUUCAAUGUGAUCCGAAUCAGAAUCGGUAGAGCCAGCAGAUAUAGCAUAUACACAUUUACAUCUACCUAAGUAUACAUGAGUAAGCAACACCAAGAAACCAGAACAAACUCAUCAAGCGAACGUAUAAGACAGUCUCUAGCUCCUAAGAAUCUACAGUAAAAGAAUUAUAUAAUUAAAUAUAUAUAUACAAAGAUAUGGAAAUCUAUGUAAGCAUAUUGUACAUAAGAGUAUAUAGCUCUUUGUAUCGGAUCUAAAAUUGUUGAUUAGUGUUUAGCUAACUGAAUGAAGGCAACUUCGGCUAGGAAGAUAGGUUUUUUUAAUCCAAUUAAAAUAUUCACUACGAGUCAGAAACACGUUACACCACAGUUCACCACAUUAGAGCCUGCUCCUGGUAAAUUUUUUAUUUAGAGCUGACAAAUUAAGGGUAGAUCUUGAAGUUCGUUGGUCAAGAGGAAUUUGUUCUUGAUAUGGAUAAAUAUUAAAAAAAAAUGUUUUUUUUAAUGCAGUUAAAAUGUUCACUGCGAGUCAGAAACAAGUUACACCACAGUUCACCGCGUUAGAGAACACUCCAAGAACACUUUUUCAUUUAGAGCUGACAAAACAAGGUUAGUUCUUGCAGUUCGUUAAUCAAGAGGAAUUUGUUCUUGAUAUGGAAAAAUACUCUCAAAAAUUGUAUAAAAUCUAUUUUUUUAGUGGAAAACGUUUAAAACGUUUAUAUAUAUUUUUUUAAUAUAAUUUACUAUCUAUAGUCAGCUCUGUUUUAUUUUUUACCACACCAAACACGUUAAACACUUAUAAAUAUGAGGGUAAGGGCAGUGCAGUUCGUUAGAAAGUCUCGAUCUUAGUAAGAGUUAGUAAAUUACACAUAUCUUGGCAACAUUUUUUCCAAAAUAUUAUAACAGACACGUACACAAAAGAAUCAUUAACUCUUGCAUUGGUGCUAAUUUUAUCGUAGGCUUAAAAAAUUACAAAAAUUCUCAAACACACACACCUCACUGCGCACAUCAUUCUACCCAAUCAUAUUGAAUAAAAUUCUAUAUAUCAAUUAGGUAAUGUAAUUGAGAGCAAAAAAGGUCUAGCAUAUACAAGUAGUUAACCAAUUAAUAAGACAAGAAGAAAACCCUAUGUGUAAGAAAUUUGCCUAAGGUAAACCUGUUAAAGAUCUAAUAAUAAUAACUAAUGAAAACCAAAUCCUAUGUUCACUCGCUCGAUGGGUUUUACAAUUACCAUUUGGAUAAAUCAGUAAAACAAAAGGAAAAACGUUUGGCAAAGCUUAGUAGAUAUGUAAGAAAGGAAAAACCCCUUCAAGAAGAGUUAGAUCUCGUUUCAACUUUAGGCUAAAGACUCUGAAGCCAUCUCCGUCUCUUUCUACAAUAGUCAAUCUAUGAUUGUAGCAAUUAAAACUAGAGAUAUAGCAGGACCAGCAAAUCAAACCAAGUAUAUAACAUUGAAAUAGAAUGGUUAAAAAAAAUAAAAUUUAUAUAGGUAUAUGAAUCAAUCCAAGGGAAGUUGGUCAAAUUUUUUUCACUUGACAGCACAUCAAAGCAAAAUACAAUUAACAAUAAAUAUAUAAAAUGCGGAAAAAUCCGAGAAAAAAACGUGGAGUACGGCUGUGAAAUUAUGUUUGCUUUAAAAUGCAUCAACGCAACUGUAAAUAAUAGAUGAUUACUAAAGUAUAUAAGCCAUAAUAUGGUAAAACAAACUAUUCAAGAUCCAGUAGAAAAUUCGAGGAAAGCGUACGGAGGCUCAGCGAGCAGAAAAAUAACUAAUUAACUAAAUGUACAAUUCAAUAUGCCACAACAUCUGACCAAUUAUGAUCCAUAAACAGAUUAAAAGAAAUAUAUAUAUACAACAAAAUAUAUAUACAUACAUCAAUCCAAUUAUCUGAUAAGACAAAUGACAAAUUUUAAUUAAACCAGAUCGAUACAGAUAUGAGGAAUGGCAGAUUCGAAGCGCGCUUAACAAAUUUUAACAUAGAAUCAACUAACAAAUGCAAAAUUGGCUUUAACUACGGAUAAAAACGAACAAGUCACACGAUGAAUAAUCUAAAGAUGAUAUUUAAAAGAGAAACGUACAUUUGGUUUGGUUUUAAUCGAUUUUAGUUCUAGAUAGCAGUGUUGUGAAACAACCGAAAAACUUUUUCCUAAGCUUAAGCGCUUUGCCAUUUAGCAGGAACCCAAAGAUCCUCGAAAAAGAGUGUUUUUAUAACCGAAGUAGGCUAAAGGCAGGAUAUAGAGCUUCUUGAAUUAUAAUUACAGAGUCUUUUAAAAAAUAUUCCCUGAGAUUAGAACAAUCUACUUAAUUUUUCUUAUCAAACAGGAGGGAAUUCUUGAAAAAGUAUAUAUAAUAUUCUCAACAUGAAAGAGAUGGAAGUUCAUCGUGAAAAGGAAAGAGAUAGCGCUAGCAAAUCGAUCAUCGGGCUAUAUAUCCUGCCUUCCAGACUGGCAAUUAUUAAUCUUUAUUACUGAUAUAAAUUACUGUAGAGCAGGAAAUAUUUUACAUUUCUUAAGAACAACCUUACCAACCAGAAUCAAAAUCGAAAAGAAAACUAUUAAACUUGACAAUUUUCAAACGUAAUCCAAAACCAAGUUAUAACAAGAGCGUCUAAUGGAAAAUCUUCAACCACAAAAUAAAAAUAUUAUUAAUUAAUAUAAAGAAGGAAAGAAACAAAUGUCAUAAAAUGUUUAACAAUAAUUUAGCAAGAGAAGCAAAUCCAAAAAUCAUGUAUGCAUACUUUAUAAUAAUAAUAAUUCUAAAUACCAGAAAAAUUUUAACAAAAAUAUACAAAUAUUUUCACAAUAGCUUAAACAAA